AUGGAGCUGGCCCUGCAGGGCUACAAUGAUCCCCAGCCACACCUGCUCGCUCGAGUGAGGGAGCACCUGGCAGAAUGCCAGGAUGAUGCAGCAGUGUGCCUAGUAUGCCUGGAGACCAUAGCAUCAGCAGAAGCUGUGUGGUACUGUCGUGGGGGGUGCUACGUGAUGACCCACCUUGGCUGCGCACAGUCCUGGGCGCGGCAGCAGCUGGACGCGGCAGACGCCAAGACAAUCCACAGCCUGGGUCAAAUCGAGCGUGACCCCGGCCAGGCCCCGCCCACGUGGGCCUGUCCCAAGUGCCGCCAUGAGUAUGCAGCCUCUGCCAUCCCCCGGGACUACUCCUGCUUCUGCGGCAAGGUGGCAGAGCCCGCGGCCGACCCCUGGCUCCUGGCGCACAGUUGCGGCGGGACCUGUGGCCGUCCGCUCCCCGGCUGUGGGCACCCCUGUGCCCUGCUCUGCCACCCAGGCCACGAGGUGCGGCAGCUGCCCUGCAGCGCAAGCGGCCCCUACGCCUGCGGCGCGCCCUGCGAUAAGCCGCUGGCGUGCGGGCGGCAUGCUUGCGCGCUCGCCUGCCACGCGGGACCCUGCACGCCCUGCACGCGCCGGUGUGGGGUGGCGCGGGGGGCGUGCGCGCACGCCUGCCCGCUCGCCUGCCACCCGGACGCCUGCCCAGUGUGUGUAGAGCUGGUGCAGCAGGCAUGCCACUGCGGCAAGUCGACGCUCAGCAUCGCCUGCGCGCAGCUGACUGGUCAGGAGUCCCGACCAGACCGCGACCUGCGCAGCUGCGGGGCUGUCUGUCUCCGCACGCUGCCCCUGUGUCCCCACCUUUGCCGAGAGCCAUGCCACGGGGGCCCCUGUCCCGGGUCCGGCACCUGCCAGGAGCUGGUGACGGUGCGGUGCGCCUGCAAGGCGACCAAGCAGCGGAUGCCCUGCGUCGAGGCGCGCGCGCUGCUGGCGAGGAGCGGGCGGGAGCCCCGGGUCGAGGACGGCGUGGCCCUCCGCCUGCUGCCAUGCAGUGCCGCCUGCAGGGCCAAGCCUGGGCCGGCGCGCUCCGAGGCUGCUGCCGCCAAGGGACCGGCGCCGCCUGACGAGGCGAGCGGCAUCCCUGCUGCGGCUGGGGGCCCGGCGGCCCCCAAGCCACGCUCGGGCCUGCUCCAGCGCGCGGCUGGGGAGGGAGGAGCGGUCGACGACGGCAAGAAGAUAGGCCACCGUGUAGCGCGCCCUGCCGGCCCCAGUCACCCCCCCGCGCCGUCCGCCCGGGAGCUGAGGCUGCGGCAGCAGCGACAGAGGGUGCUGGUGCGGGCCGGGCUCCUGGUCGCGGUCGUGCUGCUCGUCGUCGGUCUGGCGCUGUGCCUCACCAGGCUGCUGGCUGGCGCCGAUGCCUGGGCCCGCAGAGCCUGGGGCCAGCCUGGGGCAGCCUGA
This is a messenger RNA of Auxenochlorella protothecoides, 1422 nucleotides long. RefSeq names its product NF-X1-type zinc finger protein NFXL2. The coding region runs from base 1 to 1422 and encodes 473 amino acids. Gene Ontology annotation, molecular function: RNA polymerase II transcription regulatory region sequence-specific DNA binding; zinc ion binding; DNA-binding transcription factor activity, RNA polymerase II-specific. The transcript is spliced from 6 exons. Gene Ontology annotation, biological process: regulation of DNA-templated transcription. Lineage: Eukaryota; Viridiplantae; Chlorophyta; Trebouxiophyceae; Chlorellales; Chlorellaceae. The record is from RefSeq and is a predicted model, not a curated record. Gene Ontology annotation, cellular component: nucleus.